Sycon ciliatum is the source of this 4098-nucleotide messenger RNA. RefSeq names its product serine-aspartate repeat-containing protein F-like. The coding region runs from base 325 to 3462 and encodes 1045 amino acids. The transcript is spliced from 10 exons. The record is from RefSeq and is a predicted model, not a curated record. Lineage: Eukaryota; Metazoa; Porifera; Calcarea; Leucosolenida; Sycettidae.
GUUCCAAAAGCUUGCCGAACACAGCGCACAGAUCAAAGGCGUGCAACAAUUUUUCCUUUCAAGUGUCAGUAUUGAACUAACACUUUGAGUGCUUCUCCUCAUUUUACUAAUAGUUGUAGAACUUGUACUUCUUCGACCAGUAAAGCCUGUGUGAAGCCUUUGUUUCAAUGCCUACUUCUGAAGGCAGCUUUUGGGAGUCUAGUCCUAUAAUAGCGGUGGAGUGAAGAAAAACUGCUACUUUUCUCGCCUGUGUUGUCGAGAAUAUUUGUUGCAUUCUGAACUUGGGAAUGCUAUUCUUCUGUGGAGACGUGGCCACCUCGUAACAUGGACGACGAACAGAGCGUAAACAAGCCAGCGCCCGAAGCAGGUGAGACUGAGCCAGCCGUGUCCAUGCAGGCGAGUGAUGUCGCACCGGCCACACCAGGCGAGGGAGAUCAGGCACAUAGCAGUAGUCCCAGUGGCGAUCCUGCUGCGAAUGCCGCUGCUGAUGGCAACGAGGACGAGGAGGAUGGCGACGAAGAGUUUGUCGAUGCAGAAGACGGCGUGGAGAGCAGCCCCGUUGAAGAUGCCGAGAGCGGCCGUGUUGAUGAAGAUCACGUUGCUGCGCAGGAGUCUGCUGAGGGAACCACUGCAUCAAGUGGCGCGGUGGCGGAUGGCAGUAAUGAGCAGGAUGCCGUGAGCGACGAGGUGGCAGGAGGCAAUAGCAGUAGUGUGCAGGAUGGUGAAGAUGAGGACGAUGGCGGCGGCGAGGAGGACGACGAUGAUGAGGAUGAAGACGAGGAAGAGAAUGACAGGCGACCAAAGCAACGCAGCUGGAGCUCCGUGUCCGAGGACGAAAGAGAAGCAGCUGAUGUCGACGGCAAAGCAAACAAAGAUGGAGAUGACGUUAGUGGUCCUGCCGAUAAUGCAGCUGACGAAGAGUCCUACAGUGAGUCGGAGGAGUCCGACUAUUCUGAUGAAUCUGAUGGAAGUGACGACAGUGAGUCUGAUGCCGACUCGGAUGGAGAUAAGCCUGUGGCGAGAAGAAAGAGAUCAGAAAACUCGGAUGAGAAGGCAACCCCUAGUGAGGAUAAUGUCCGGCUGACUAGUCGUGACUGGCAGAAGACUGUCAAAGAGAAGCCUUUCCUGGUGCCAAACUCCGGAGACUACUUCCUGCACGACAAUCGCUUUGGUGAUGAAGAUGAUGACGUCGUCACGCUUGACGAUGACAGAGCGGAUCUGAAUGAUCUACCAAGACAAGCAGCGAAGGACGAGGAGACCCGGCGCCCCCUCUGGGACGGCACUGACGAAUGGGCCCACGACCUGUACAAGGAAGAUGAACAGGGCCCGAUCAUGGAUGAGUCUGAAAUCUCCAGGACGGUGAGCCCCUAUGGACGAGGCCGCCGUGGGUCUGGUGGCUACAGAGGUAAUAGUUAUGAUCACCGCUGGUCGUCUGAUCAUCAGUCUCAGGAACGUGGCGGCGGUGCUGGUGGCAGUGCACGGGGUGGUCGUGGUCGGCGUGACUACCAAUCGGACCAACCACGCCGCGGUGCGGACAACGAUGGUGGCAGUGGCCGCCAACGCUACAGUGACUCUCGUCACCAGCAGCAUGGUACCGGUGAUGGUGCUGGUGAUUACCAGGCACAGUCUAGAGCCAAUGGCCGAGCCGAGCAGCAGUACGACCGGCGCAACAGUCAGCACAGCGACGGCUCCAGUGGCAAUGCCACGCCCACCAACAGUGGCCCACGUACGCCGGUUGCCAGGCGCGGCAUACGCCGCUCUCAUCCCGGUCAGAGCGAUGGCGCGCGUGCCGCAGCUAGCAACUCUGCGAAUUCGUCGCCGGCCGAUGAGGAGCGCCUGCGUCAACAGCAGGACGUGCGCGAGCAGAACAGGCUGCGCAAGGUACAGAAGCUGCAGGAGCAGCGUGGUGGCGGUGGCCGUGAACAGAGGCAAGACAGAGCUGCUCCUGCACCGGCCAAGUCCAGACCGCAAGAAUCGUCUGCUACUGGCCAGGCGAGCAGCAUGGGUAGCAAGGAGCGGACGGCGCGCACCCCUGGCACUCCCAGCAAUGCCAACCACUCGCCGGAACCAACAGCAGCUGGUGGACAGCGCGAACAGCCGCAUGUUGAUCAGCAGCAGCAGCAGCAAAAACAUGACCCCAAUACCGGGCGCCCUGCUACCAGCAACCAACAACGAGGAAAGCAGGGCCGCGGCCGUGGUCGUCCCCCUGCCAACAGCCAGGCUCAAGAUGCGUCGAGCAGACGCCCUGGAGGUGCCCCGAAGGAAGGUGCUCAGCGCUCCACUGUUGCGUCGGCAACGCAGACCGCUGUGCGCACGGCCACGCUGAACAUGAAGGGCAGUCUGAGCAACGCCGCCGACGAGCCAGCAGAUCUGGAGGCUGCCACCGCCGUUCUUGAUCGUCUUACCCUUUACCAGGCCAAUCGUCCUGGAACAGUGGGCGCUACGGCAGCAGCAACGGCAACAUCAGCUGCGGCACCCUCUAGCGGCGGCGGGGCCAAGCUGAAGCGCUACUCCACGCAGCGUCAGACAGACAAUCAUCCUCAGCAAACGCCUCAGCUACAGCCGCAGGAGGAGCAGCAAGAGCAGCAGCAGCAGCAGCGUUCUCUACCGGCUGGUGUCAUGAUUGCUGAGAACCCUCCGGCUGUUCAGGCGGUUGCUACCGCUGCCCCCCUUCAGCCUCAGCAGCCACAACAGCCACAACAGCAAGCAGUAGAACAGUUCUACAGCCAGCGGCUGCAGGAGCAGCAGAUCCUGUACCAGCAGGAGGUGAUGAAGCGCGAUCAGAUGAUGCUGAACAUUCAACACCAACUCGCUGAAGCUCAGCAGCGCGCUAUGCACCAAGAGCAGAUCCUGCUACAGUUUGCGUCCCAGCAGCAGCAACAACAACAGCAGGUGCCGCCACCGCAGCAGCAGCAGCCGCAGGUGCCGCUAACACAAGUCCCACAGGCUGCCGAACAGCCCGUUGUUGCACGCGUGGUUCAACCGACGGCUGUAGCAACACCUCAGCCCAUGCACAUGCCAGGCGCUGGCCCCGCUGACGUGCAAGCACCACCAACUCGGGCUGCUGCACCGCAGGUUGCGGCCCCUGGCCUGCCACACCCUCCCACCGAGCAACAGUUUGUGUCGCACAUGCCGCCCACGGCCCCGGCUGACGCUAACUGGUACGCGGCGGGAGGUGUGCCAGCUCCAGAGGCAGUCUUCAACCGGCAGUAUUUUGACUCGACUCAGCCGCCGCAUGCUGUGCCCGGAGUUCAGCAGCCCUUCCCCGUGUAUUACGGCAAUGCUGGCACCCCACAGCCACCCAUGAUGGGCACAGCAGCCGCACAGCCAGCACCGGCCGGCCUCACUGCCGGAGCAGCCGCAGUACCACAACAACAGCGCCAUCGUGAUCGCUCAUCAGCUGUACCUAUUGUCGAUCCGGCCACUCAGAUUCCCAUUAACAAUUCGAGCGCCGCAUCGUAAAGUGACGGGCCCAGCUGCAACCCUUGCUGUAGCGGCUGUAGGUUUCUGCCGCCCGCUCUGCGCCGUAUCCUUGCUGGAUACAGAUGUACUUGGACUCCGCAAUGUCUCGCCAGCUUCUCUACUGUUGGGUUUGUACUCGGCUUUCAUUAUCUUGGUCGCGAGUUCUCUGAGCCGUUCUCGUCCCCCGCUGCUUUCUUUAUUGUAUAUUUUCACAUGAUGCUCUGGCCUGUUGUUCCUGUAUACAGUUGUAGCGCUGUGUAUUUUGAUAUCCAGCUAGUGUUUCGGUCUAAUCUUUCCAAGUUAGAUGGUUUCUUAUCUUCUUUCUUCCAUAUGUGCGGGUUUUUUAAUCCAUGUCUUGACUCGCUUGUGGUCGUGUUGUGUUUAGUGUGGCUAUCCGCGGCAUGUUCCAUAUGCACAUUGUACAGCUGCUGUUCUUGAUACCUCUAGUAUUCUCCCCGAUGGCUGAUUCUUUGCGCUAUAGGAUGAUUUGCCAGGCUUGCUGUACAAAACAACUAACCCCUCAGCCCCGCGCUGCACGCAGUCUUGCGUUGUUCUGCCACUUCUCUUUCCUAUCAACUUGUACGUGCGUCCCGUCUCUUUCUUUGGUAUGUGAAGGUCUGUUAGACCCUAUCGUGA